UUGCGGAAGUGGCGCUGUCUGUCGCGGGUGUGAUGGCUUCAAGGUUACUUCGGGGAGCUGGGGCGCUCGCUGCCCAUGCCCUUAGGGCCCGUGCACCUCAUGGGGCGGCUGUCGUGCGCUCCAUGGCUUCUGGAGGGGGUGUCCCGACCGAUGAGGAGCAGGCCACGGGGCUGGAGCGGGAGAUCAUGAUGGCCGCGCGGAAGGGCCUGGAUCCCUACAACUUGUUACCCCCAAAGGCAGCUUCUGGCACCAAGGAAGACCCUAAUUUAGUCCCUUCCAUCACCAACAAGCGGAUAGUGGGCUGCAUCUGUGAAGAGGACAACAGUGCUGUCAUCUGGUUCUGGCUGCACAAAGGCGAGGCCCAGCGAUGCCCUAGCUGUGGAACCCACUAUAAGCUGGUGCCUCACCAGCUGGCCCACUGAGUCCCUGCACUAACUGAAUCAAAAUGUGCUGUGAAGUUUCUUCUUCCAAUAAAGGUUAGCCAUUGUGUUGGCCCUCCUCC
Ochotona curzoniae (black-lipped pika) is the source of this 502-nucleotide messenger RNA. RefSeq names its product cytochrome c oxidase subunit 5B, mitochondrial. The record is from RefSeq and is a predicted model, not a curated record. Bases 33 to 422 code for a protein of 129 amino acids. The transcript has 4 exons. Gene Ontology annotation, cellular component: mitochondrial envelope. Gene Ontology annotation, biological process: mitochondrial electron transport, cytochrome c to oxygen. Lineage: Eukaryota; Metazoa; Chordata; Mammalia; Lagomorpha; Ochotonidae.